AUGUCGAAGAAACCAAGUUCGCAAGUUCCGGAGGUCAGCGGCGCUGUUUCUUACAACGAUGUUCUUAUGGACGAGAAUAAGCGAAAAGAGAUGUUCGAGAGCAAAACAGACGACUCGAAUAAAAAAUUCUCCGAGGAAUUUAUAAAAGUGUUGCUCAGCUGUAAAGGGAUUUCGAAAACCGUCAGGACGAUGGAUAUUUUAAGAUUGACCUACAUUUGUAAAAAGAUCUUCGAGUCUCAAGGUCGUCUCAUUGAAAUCGAUGGUCCUGUGCGCAUUUGUGGGGAUCUACACGGCCAAUUUCCAGACUUGAUUCGACUAUUUGCCCAAAAAAUGAUGGAUGUGAUGCCUAUCGUUGGGCUGAUCGGAGGACGUAUCCUUUGUAUGCAUGGUGGUCUCUCAAAAGGAUUCAAGACGCUUGACGAUCUUCGGAAUUUGAGAUGCUCAUUCAAUCUGGAAGAAGAGUGCCUGGAAAACGACCUAAUGUGGUCUGAUCCUGGAAACGUUAAAGGUUGGGAGCCGAAUGCACGUGGUGCCAGUGUAAUGUUUGGAGAAGACGUGGUCCAUGAGUACUGUAAGAUGCUAGACAUUGAUUUGAUUGUUAGAGGACACCAGGUGGUACAAGACGGUUUUGAGCUGUUUGGCAACAAGAAACUUGUGACAGUAUUCUCUGCUCCACACUAUAUGGGAACAUUCACAAAUUCGGCAGCCAUGUGUAAAGUGUCCGCUGGAUUGGAGAUUUCUUUUGAAGUUUUGAUACCGGAGGAUAUCAAAAUUCAAGAACGAAAACCGGCGGCCGAGGCAACAGCUGCUGAGCCAACAGAGAACUAA
Molecule: messenger RNA, 828 nt
Organism: Caenorhabditis briggsae
Lineage: Eukaryota; Metazoa; Nematoda; Chromadorea; Rhabditida; Rhabditidae
Exons: 7
Coding region: 1-828 (275 amino acids)
Cellular component (GO): cytoplasm; nucleus
Molecular function (GO): protein serine/threonine phosphatase activity
Source: RefSeq, a predicted model, not a curated record